Molecule: messenger RNA, 987 nt
Organism: Pungitius pungitius (ninespine stickleback)
Lineage: Eukaryota; Metazoa; Chordata; Actinopteri; Perciformes; Gasterosteidae
Product: trace amine-associated receptor 13c-like
Exons: 1
Coding region: 1-987 (328 amino acids)
Biological process (GO): G protein-coupled receptor signaling pathway
Cellular component (GO): membrane
Molecular function (GO): trace-amine receptor activity
Source: RefSeq, a predicted model, not a curated record
AUGGACGGCAUGGAGGGAGCACAGCUCUGCUUCCCUCAGCUCCUGAACUCUUCCUGCAGAGGUCUAAUGCGUCCUCGCACCGAGACUGUCCUCCUCUACACACUGCUCUCCUCCAUUGCCGUGCUCACGGUCGUUCUCAACCUGCUGGUUAUCAUCUCGAUCUCCCACUUCGGGCAGCUUCACACCCCCACCAACCUGCUGCUGCUCUCUUUGGCCAUCGCAGACCUCCUCGUGGGGUUGCUGGUAAUGCCAGUGGAAAUGGUGAGAUUCAUAGAAACCUGCUGGCUGCUGGGCGACCUCGUGUGCACUUUUUCUUACAUGAUGGGUUUCACUCUGAUCUCAGCCUCUGUGGGGAACAUGGUGCUCAUCUCGAUUGAUCGUUUUGUUGCCAUUUGUUAUCCUCUGCAGUACCCCAUCCACAUCACCCGCAGCAGAAUUGAGGUGUGUGUGUGUGCGUGCUGGGCCGCCUCGUUCUUCUACAACGGGCUGAUUUUAAUGGACCAUCUCAGGCAGCCGGACAGAUACAACUCCUGCGAUGGAGAAUGUAUGGUGGUGAUCAGCUUUGUCUCUGGCACGAUCGACCUGUUGUGCACGUUUUUCGGGCCCUGCUCAGUCAUCGUGGUUCUGUACGUCAGAGUGUUCGUGGUCGCUGUGUCUCAGGCGCGCGUCGGCCGGUCUCAUUUCACGGCGGUCGGUGCAGUAAAAGUCACCGCCAAGAAAUCGGAGAGAAAAGCAGCCAGGGCUCUGGGAAUGGUCAUCAUGGUGUUUUUGAUGAGUUUCUGUCCGUACUAUUACCCCUCUCUUGCAGGACAGGAAAUCUCAAACAGUGCUUCGUCUUGGGCCAUUGUGUCCUGGCUGCUGUUUUUUAACUCUUGUUUGAACCCACUCAUAUAUGCAUUUUUCUAUCCGUGGUUUAGAAAAGCUAUCAAGUUAAUUGUUACCCUCAAGAUACUUGAACAGAACUCUUCUCAGGAAAAUAUAAUGUGA